AGUUUAAAUGGCGCGAUCAACUUGUCUUGUCAGAGACUAAUUUCCAUCAGUACGGCCCCAAGCUGACUUCCGAUUUAAUUAACCCCGUGCACGUGCUUUGUGCUCCUUCAGUUAAAGCACUCUGGUUUGCUUCCCCAGUCUCAAUUAGCGAGUAAACCAUGAUUUAAUUAAUACCCAUGGGCAGAAGUGUGCUCAGAUUAGCUCGAGAUCCCCAUCGUUUUCGUGCCACUGUCAGUGACUGACUGACUCACUGAGCUCCGAGCAGAGACACACAGCUGCUACUAGUAGCAGCUUCGCUUUGUCCGGCGAAAGGCUCUUCUUUUCAUGCCGGCCCGCGCCUCGAUCACGAUCCAGCGUCCAAAUUAAGCGGUACAGCAUGAUGAAGAGGCACCACGCGGCCGAUUUGCCGGCGUCGUCGGGCGGCGAGAUGCACGCGGGGACGGGCAAGGCAGCGUGCAAGCUUGACAAGGGCCGUAGCACUAGCAGCUGCCCCCGCCUCUGUUGCCUCCUCGUCCUGUGCACCACCGUCUCCAUGCUGGUGAUCCACUGCUACGACUACGGCCAUGCCGAUACCGGCGUCGAGCACGGCCGUUCGUCUUCGUCCUCGCCGCUGCACGGCAUUCGCAAGAUGUCCUCCAUCUCGGCGAAGCCUGCCAAUAACGGCGAUCGGAUCAGGGGAGACCUGUGCGCCGGGCGGUACGUGUACGUGCAGGAGCUGCCUCCCCACUUCAACUCGGACAUGGCCCGGGACUGCGAGGCGCUGUCCGAGUGGACGGAGGCCGGCAAGUGCAAGCACACGGCCAACGGCGGCUUCGGCCCGCCGCAGCCGAGCAGCGGCGUCGAGGAGACGGUUCUCUUCCAGGGCCAGGAGACAGGCGGGUGGUACGACACCGAGGAGCACGCCCUGGACAUCAUCUUCCACGACCGGGUCAAACGGUACGAGUGCCUGACCGCCGACUCCUCCCUCGCCUCCGCCGUCUUCGUCCCGUUCUACGCCGGCCUCGACGUGGCGCGGCACCUCCCGGGGAAGGGACGCUACCACGUGGCCACGCGGGACGAGAUGGCGCUGGCCAUGGUGGAGUUCGUGACGGCGCGGCCCGAGUGGCGCGCCCUUGGGGGACGCGACCACUUCUUCGUGGCCGGCCGCGGCACGUGGGACUUCCGGCGGAGCCAGGACGAUGGAGGCGGGUGGGGGAACAAGCUCUUCCUCCUGCCCGCCGUCCGGAACAUGACGGCGCUCGUCGUGGAGGCCAGCCCGUGGCACCUCAACGACGCCGCCGUCCCGUACCCGACCGGCUUCCACCCGACCACCGACGAGCACGUCUUCCUCUGGCAGCACCGCCUGCGAGAACUCAAGCGCCAGUCCCUCUUCGCCUUCUUCGUCUCCGGCGCGCCCCAAGGCACCGAAGAGGACCCCAAGUCCGUAUCAAGCCACCUCGUGAAGCAGUGCGCGGCGUCCUCCGCCUGCUCGCUGGUACGAGACGAAGACUCCUCCCCGGCAGCGGCGGGAAUCAUGAAGCUGUACCAGAGCUCGACGUUCUGCCUCCACCCGCGGGGCGGCGCCGGCGACGCGUACACGCGCAGGUCGAUCUUCGACGCCAUCCUCGCGGGCUGCAUCCCGGUCUUCUUCCACCCGGGCACGGCGUACGUGCAGUACACGUGGCACCUGCCCAGGGACCACGCCCGUUACUCCGUGUACAUCCCCGAGGAGGACGUGCUGCGUGCGGGCGCGGGGAACAACAACGCCAGCAGCAGCAGCAGCGUGGAGGAGACGCUGAGGAAGAUCCCGCCGGACGCCGUCGAGAGGAUGAGGGCGGCCGUCGUGGAGCUCAUCCCGACGGUGAUCUACGCGGACACGUCGUCCAGGCUCGAGGCAUCGUCGGUGCCGGACGCGUUCGACGUGGCGGUCGAGGCCGUCAUUAAGAAGGUGACCAAGUUGAGGAAAGACCUCGUCGAGGGCCGCGCGGAGGACGAGAAACUAGGCAAGUUUGGCUGGAAGUAUCCAUUGUUGGGAGAAGGGCACAAGGUUGAGGACCCCCAUGAAUGGGAUUCAUUGUUUGCAUACAACUAAGUCUCCUACGUGGCUGUACUCGGAGUAGUAUGUGUCUUUUGAAGAUUUGUGCGGCAAUUUUCGGAUAAUUUUCAUUGUUUUUCUUUUUGAAUUAGUUUGUGUACUCCAGCAUCUUGUAUGUCUUUCAAGUGGCUGAAACAUCAAAUAUGAUGUAGACACAGAAGCAUCCACGCAAUGUCUAUCGAAAAUCAGAGUCGUCGAGAUUAACAAAGUUUCCCUACUUACCUGAA
Messenger RNA from Brachypodium distachyon (stiff brome), 2301 nucleotides. Its product is annotated as xyloglucan galactosyltransferase KATAMARI1 homolog. The coding region runs from base 377 to 2071 and encodes 564 amino acids. The record is from RefSeq and is a predicted model, not a curated record. Lineage: Eukaryota; Viridiplantae; Streptophyta; Magnoliopsida; Poales; Poaceae. The transcript has a single exon. Gene Ontology annotation, molecular function: glycosyltransferase activity.